AUGCCCGGGGUAUGUGCUCGUGUGAUGCCGACAAUGGUGACUGAUAAACCAGCUGCCUAUUGCCGCUAUCUGGCGGUGUUCUAUCAAGCCGAUUCUAGCCAGGCCGUAGGAUGGAGCGGCAUCCAGUAG
Trichoderma gamsii is the source of this 129-nucleotide messenger RNA. RefSeq lists its product as hypothetical. The record is from RefSeq and is a predicted model, not a curated record. The transcript is spliced from 2 exons. NCBI's taxonomy places the organism in Eukaryota, Fungi, Ascomycota, Sordariomycetes, Hypocreales, Hypocreaceae. The coding region runs from base 1 to 129 and encodes 42 amino acids.